Schizosaccharomyces cryophilus OY26 is the source of this 2219-nucleotide messenger RNA. RefSeq lists its product as uncharacterized. Lineage: Eukaryota; Fungi; Ascomycota; Schizosaccharomycetes; Schizosaccharomycetales; Schizosaccharomycetaceae. The coding region runs from base 69 to 767 and encodes 232 amino acids. The transcript is spliced from 4 exons. The record is from RefSeq and is a predicted model, not a curated record.
UAAUUUAGAAAAAUGAAUUAAAAAGUUAACCAUGAUUGCAUUGCAAAAAAUACCAUCCUAAAACCAAUAUGCCUACGAAAACGAAAAAAAAGGCGACUCGUGAUGCUGAGCGAAAGAAAUUAGGCUACAACAAUGCUCCAGCUGCGAAUGAAGCUGAAUUAGACGAUGAUACGCCAAAGUCAUUCAAGAGACUUAUGAAACUAAAAGAAUUUUCUGAAAACAAGCCAAAGAAAACCGAGAAAAUAGAGAAAAAAAAGAAUAAACCAAAAAAUAAUGAGCAAUUGAAGCGACAACCUGGUGAAAGCAUGCGUGAAUUCAGUCUGCGAGUGAAUCAAGCUAUUCCGGUAGCAUUUAAAACAGGAAAAGCGACGAUUGAUGAAUUUACAGACAAGAAAGAUAAAAAGAAGAUUGAGAAGCACCAAGAAAAGCGUCAGCGUGAACGUGAUGAAGCUGAGAAAAAUCUGGAGGAUAAGAGUUGGGAGGCAGAUGUCUCUGGAAAACGCAUCCAUGUAGAGUCGCAUAAAAAACGAAAAGGCUCUCCCGAUCCUUGGGCUGGCAUACAGGAAAAGCCUGCUUUUGGUGAAACUGUACUAGCUCCACCCAAGCUUCCUCAACUGAACUUGAAGAAAAAAAUUACAAUUGAAAACGUUCCAAAGUUCAAUAGCAGAGGCCAACCUGAAUCUCUAGCCAGACGGCAAGCCCUUGGACAAGAACGUCAAGAACUAAUUCAAAAGUAUCGUGAGUUGAUGCACGGGGGGAAAAAGUAAAGUAGUUAUUAAAUCAUUGUUUACUUAGGAUAAUCGGUUUUAAGGUAUAAAAUUGUAUUACUAUUCCAUAACGUUCAUUACUUAUUGCUCGCAAAUAUAUAUAUAAACUCAAGCUCUUUCAUCAACUUUAAACUCAACAAACAACAUGUCUAUAGCCGAACCAAAAUUCCCUUUGAUUGUUUUUAAUAUUUUCCAGUCUUCGUUUAAGAGUACAUUUGUAAGAGAACCCGUAAGUAGCAAUUUUCCUGCCAAAUCACAGCAUAUUUGCUCUAACAACUGCCUGUUCAAUGGAUUUGCCGGCAUAUUUGUCGGAAUCCAACUUAUUUUUUCAUUCACUAGCUUUAUAGGUGAAACCUGGAUCAUCUUUGCAUAAGCAUUCAGCCAUACUUGUAAAACAGAGAAUAACGAAUGAACCAUAUCUCUAUUUUUUGAUCCCUCAACGCCAGGAAUAAAUUCCUCAAUUUCGCUCCCCUUGGUAGCUCCGAAACUCGACACCAUAAUAAUUACUUCCAAUAAAAUUCGGGUGGCUUGAAGUUUUAGUAUGCCCGAGCUGUCUUCGUUAAUCAGAAACAUCAAACAAUUAAAAAGGGUUUCCCCAGAAGAUCGAACAACUUCUUUGUUCAGUGAUUCUUCUUGGAAAAGGAGCCAAAAAAACAAACUUUGUUGAGAAUGUAAAGCAGGGAACUUGAGUGAAUCUUCAAGGGCAUUAGGAUUUCGAGAUAACAAAUCUGAUAAUUUAUCAUAAAUAGUCUUAAAUUCCGUAUUGUCCGUUAUCCUUCUUAUGGAUGUGCAGCCUUCCAUACGCUUCAAACAUGCUUCAAAACGUAAAUGAUCAUCCUUGGUGAUAAUACCGUCACGUAGGUUGAAGGAGAGAAAUAGUUCAAGAAAUUCUUGAAUACUUUGAUCACACAUCUCGGUAUAUUUGAAGGACGACCUCUCCUCUAAGACUGGAACAGACUGUAUGCGUAGAAACACAACCGUGCAAUCUUGAAUGAUAUUUGAAUAAUUGCUUGUCAAAAAGAACUUUGAUAAAUUUAAGAGAAGAUUUUCAAAAGCCUUUGAAAGUUGCAUGUGCGUAUACUGCCUGAAAUCAAGCGUAAACAGCAAUCGCAGACUAUGGUGCAGCAAGGUAGGGGAAGCUGCUUCUCUUUCUAUGAUGCUGUUCAACAGAGGAAGAAGCCUUAAAUAUAUUACUUCCUUUUCAUCAUCUUUUUCAAGCUCGUUUCUUUCCUCUGGUUGUUGUUUUCCAAUUUUUUUAGGAACCACAAACUCAGAAUCUGACAUAUUCAGAAGGGAAGAGGCAAGCAGUUGCAGUAAAAUACAUUCUUGGCUCUCAGAAAGUUUGCAGAAUUGUAGAACGCCAUCCACUGUGUCUACAGACUUAGAACCGUAAUCGUCAAAUAAUAUAUAACUAGCAAUCCUCUCCCAUGACUGAUAAUCAUUAUCCAAUCU